Molecule: messenger RNA, 309 nt
Organism: Trypanosoma brucei brucei TREU927
Lineage: Eukaryota; Euglenozoa; Kinetoplastea; Trypanosomatida; Trypanosomatidae
Exons: 1
Coding region: 1-309 (102 amino acids)
Source: RefSeq, a predicted model, not a curated record
AUGACACAUUCCUUCCUUUUCCUUCCUUCUUACCACCACCAAAAUCCAAUAAUAACUCAAUCACUCCAUUUUAAAAAUUAUUUAUUUUUCCGUAUUUAUUUAUUUACUUCCUUCUCUUUUCCCCCUUUGUUGUUAUUAUUAUUAAUAAUAUUAUUAUUAUCUGUUGUUUCAUUUUUCAUCUUCAACUUCAUUUUCCCUUCAUACUUUUUUUCCUUUCUUUCUUUCUUGUUAAGGCGGGGGGGGGGGGGGAAAGGAAAAAAAAAAGAAAAAAAAACGCCAAUUAAAUUUGAUUUAAUUUUGUCCUUUUGA